This is a messenger RNA of Lacerta agilis (Sand lizard), 5042 nucleotides long. It is a transcript of the gene TOM1L2, whose product is annotated as target of myb1 like 2 membrane trafficking protein. The record is from RefSeq and is a predicted model, not a curated record. The coding region runs from base 91 to 1701 and encodes 536 amino acids. The transcript has 16 exons. NCBI's taxonomy places the organism in Eukaryota, Metazoa, Chordata, Lepidosauria, Squamata, Lacertidae. Gene Ontology annotation, molecular function: clathrin binding; phosphatidylinositol binding; ubiquitin binding. Gene Ontology annotation, biological process: signal transduction. Gene Ontology annotation, cellular component: endosome; membrane.
GUUUGGGUGCGGGGGGGGGGAUGAGGAGAGGAGGAGGCUCCGAGAGGUGGAGCGGGCGGGGAGGCCGGUCGGGUUUGUUGUCAUCCCAAGAUGGAGUUUCUGUUGGGCAACCCUUUCAGCACCCCGGUGGGGCAGAGCCUCGAAAAGGCUACAGAUGGCUCCCUACAGAAUGAAGACUGGACACUUAACAUGGAGAUAUGUGACAUCAUCAAUGAGACAGAAGAAGGCCCAAAGGAUGCCAUCCGAGCGCUUAAGAAGAGGUUGAAUGGAAACAAAAACUACAGGGAAGUAAUGCUAGCUCUAACGGUACUGGAAACAUGUGUGAAGAACUGUGGCCAUCGCUUUCAUGUCCUAGUAGCAAACCGUGACUUCAUUGAUGGUGUUCUGGUGAAAAUCAUCUCUCCCAAGAACAACCCGCCCACCAUUGUCCAGGAUAAAGUACUUGCACUAAUUCAGGCCUGGGCUGAUGCCUUUCGAAGCAGCCCUGAUCUAACUGGGGUCGUCCACAUUUAUGAAGAACUCAAAAGAAAAGGGAUUGAGUUUCCAAUGGCUGAUCUGGAUGCUUUGUCUCCAAUACACACACCGCAGAGAAGCGUUCCUGAGGUUGACCCAGCUGCCAGCAUGCACAGGUCCCAGUCUCAGCAAAGGAUGAACUCCAGUUCCUAUUCAUCUCCUUCUCCAACGGCGUACUCUGCUCCUCAGGCCCCGGCUUUGAAUGUGACUGGCCCCAUCACAGCAAAUACAGAGCAGGUAUUGUCUGAGCAGAUUGCACGACUGCGGAGUGAACUGGAUGUUGUUCGCGGAAACACCAAAGUGAUGUCUGAAAUGCUCACAGAAAUGGUCCCUGGGCAAGAAGAUUCAUCAGACCUUGAGUUACUGCAGGAGCUGAACCGCACCUGUCGAGCCAUGCAGCAGAGGAUCGUGGAGCUCAUCUCCAGGGUGUCCAAUGAAGAAGUCACAGAAGAGCUACUUCAUGUAAACGACGAUCUGAACAACGUUUUCCUCCGAUACGAGAGAUUUGAGCGAUACAGGUUGGGUCGGUCUGCACAGAACGCAAGCAACGGGGUUCUCAGCGAGGUGACUGAAGACAACUUAAUAGACCUGGGGCCUGGCUCCCCGGCAGUGGUCAGCCCCAUGGUCGGAAACACAGCGCCGGCGUCAACACUUUCGACCCAACUCGCUGGGCUUGAUAUAGGCGCAAACAACGUGAGCGGAACGCUCAGCUCCCUCCAGCACCCCAACCCCCGGGACGACUUCGACAUGUUCGCACAGACGAGAGGCAGUUCACUGGCUGAUCAGCGCAAGACCGUAACGUACGAAGACCCCCAGGCUGUUAAAGGACUGGCAUCUGCCCUGGAUGUUCGGAAACACAACACAGGAGGGAGGAGAGGUAAAAGUGGCAGUUCAGACAUGGAGCCCAUAGACAAGUGGCUAAUGACGCAAGGAAUGAUUCCCGUCACACAGUCCUCUGUCAUGGAUGACAUUGAGGAAUGGCUCAGUACCGACGUGAAAGGAGACGAACUGGAAGAAGGAGUGACGAGUGAAGAGUUUGACAAAUUCCUAGAGGAGCGCGCCAAAGCUGCUGAAAGGAUCCCCAACCUGCCCUCGCCACCUCAGGAGGAGCCCACGCCACCAACGACGGCAAACCCCCCAAGCAAAAAGAAGCCGGAGCGCUCGGAAGAUGCCCUCUUUGCCCUGUGAUGCUCCUUCCUCGGCUCUUCUUCCUCGUGUGCGUGUGUGGAGGAAGGCAACCGCGCAGUCCAGCGGCCUCCUCGUGCUCUCCAGCUAGCGGCGAGCUCCCUUUGCCCCUCCUGGGUUCCAUAGAUGGCCUCUCGUACCUCUUGGAAGCGAUCCAGCCCGAAUAAGCUAACAUUUCACAGAGUAUUUACAUCCAGCCUUGUCACUCCUGUGGCUGUCCUUGCCCACUCGCUAAGCUCCUUCUCUCUCGCACCCACCCAGUUCAAUACCAAGACCCUCUCUCUUUAAUAAUAAUAAUAAUAAUAAUAAUAAUAAUAAUGCAUGAAUUCUUUCCCAUCUCACCGACCCGCAUUCCCAGCAGAUCCAGAACAGAGUUGUGCAGAGGGCAGCCCUGUCUUUGAUUUAAGCCAAAACCUCCUUUUCCCCACAAGCCAGUCCAAAGUGCAACAUGCUUGGUGCAUCUCUGAUAGCGGUUAAGUGUGUUUAGGUGCCUGUUUCUCAAGAACCGGCGCAGCCUUCCCAUAGUUUGAACACAAAAGAAAUUAAUCGUCUUGCUCCAGUCCCAGAAUUUGGUGCCAUGCGUGGCCUGUUCCCCCUCCCCAGCUAGGUUUUGGAUCUUAACCGUAUUUUUCAUGGGAUGUUUGUUUGGCUUUCUGCCCUAAGGUGGUCAACUGCAGUGAGGAUUGUGACCUGGCUCUGAUAGGUAGGCCAUGUUUCUUAAUUUGCCAGGUGGACUCCUGGCACACACAUACCAAGGGCCUGCUUUGCAUGGGUGUAUGUGAGACACGCACACGCACAUACACGUGGAAAGGGGUUUAGAAUAGAUCCUCUGUCCUUGCCACAGAGCUUCAGAAAGCAGGGGCGUCGCUGAGAAUCCUGGGGGUGCGAUCCCGCCACAGCUGGGCUGCUGUGUGCAUUGCAAGGAAGGUGCACUUCAAAUUUUGAAUGGAGAAGCUUCAGUGAGAAGCAAGAGACAGUGUGGUGCAUAGUCUGGAAUGCCGGGGGACGACCCUUGUGGGCACCUCGGCUGCUGCGUUCUAAGCGAUGGCUUUUUCCGUCUUGUCUGCGUGCUCCUCUGCCUCCGCUAGCAAUGCUGUACCCCUGAAGUUGCUGUCAGGAUUUCCAGGCUGUGCCAAAUUCUCGACAGGGUACUUGCCUUUCGCUUCUCUGGCCUUUCAACAAAUCCCCUGCCAGGUGGAGUUAGAGAAGGCAGAAGUGACCCUUUUAGUAUGGGAGUUGAUCUUGCUUGCUGUUGCUUUGCUGGUCCAGCACGACUGCCACUUCCUGGUACCUGGGCCUCCAUAUGACUGGUAACUCUGGGUGAUGAACCUGUAUGGGUGGUUUGCAUAGCAGAGAAUGGUGCUCUGAGAUGGGAGCACCCCAUGCGAUCCACUGACAAUUUGGUGUGUGGUUUCAACCUGUCCAAGGGUAUAAUGUAGGGUCCAUCCAGGAGGAAAGUAGCAACUGCCCCCUCCCUGGGAACACGCCACGUAUUUGUGCAGGAUUAAAUCAAACCACGGGAGUUGCAUUCUGCUUUGUGGUGGAACUGUCUGUCAUAUAUGGAUCGACUUCCUGCCUUGCAGUUAGUUCUGCUGUUUUGAUCCCAGGUCCUAGUCUUGAUGUUUUGACUUGGUCCACCCCCAUGCAGCAGAGUGAUGUGGGAAAGACCUAUGGUAGUUGAGUGGGCUGAACCACUUCCUUGUUUUAAAUAUUCCGUACAAAUCAAAAGCCAGCGCAGCAGGCAAAGGAGUGAGCUGGAAUCUUUCUUCUUAUGGUGUUAGGUCUCUAUUUGCUAUGAAUGUUUACAAGGAGGAGUAUUCAAAAGGGGCCCUCUAACAGCCGCAGUCUGAAAUGGUAUUGCCCAAUUCUGCUGCCUCUUGCGCCACCCGCUCAGCAGAUGUAUGGUUUUAAAAGCUCAUGCAACUGGAAUCUCUGUUUUGGAUGUGGCUGUUCCAUGUGUUGCCUGGUCCUGUGUCUAGUCCAGUUGGAUGGUGGUUUCUCCACCUGCCUGUGUGGAUAUUGUGGCACUACUCCUAAGCAAGAAUGUUUGGGUAACCCGUGUGUGUGUGUGUGUGUGUUGCAUGUUGACCUUCUAAGGCUGUGAUCUGGCUUCCUGACUACUUUAAGAAAGAGGACCAGGUCUCUAGCACAGGGCUCUGUCUCUAGCACGUCACCCAGAGUAGAAGCCAGUUGUGUCCAUUCCAUUGCCUUGUAGUAGCUCAGCAUUGGGGAGCCUGUGACCCUCCAGAUGUGACUGAACGAGAGCUCCCAUUAUCCCUAAUCAUUGAGUGUGAGGGCUGGGGUUUAUGGCAGUUGGAUUGCCAACAACAGCUCCAAGGACCACAGGUUCCCCAUCCCUGAUCCAGUAGUGUUGAGAUCCCUUUAGAGGUGGAUUUGUUGCAAGAUACUAUGCAAAGGAGGAGAAAAGCAGGCAGCCAUUGCCGGCUGUUUUGGCAAAGCGGAGAAGAAUCUCAUCCAGUCUAGGCUUGGUGAGAAAUGAAAUGACUUAUUAGUGUUAGAGAGAUGCAGACAUUUUUGCUUCCACCCUGCCUAGAUGCUCCCCAACAGGGGCAUUUCCUGCUGCAGGAGGAAGGUCCCUUGGCUUGAGAGCCCUCGGAUGUUCCUGCGACAGCCCAGCUCUUUUGCCAGCAACUAGAUGCCCUCGGAGCAUGUGAACUUAGGUUUCUGGCUAUGUCCUAGCACAGCCUUCCCACAACCUGGUGCCUUCCAGAUGUUUUGGGCUGCAACUCCCAGAACAUCUGGAGGGGCGCCAGGUUGGUCUGCAACACUCACCGAACAUCUGCCAGAGCUUUUUCGAAGUUUCCCUUGCGUCCCAUAUCCCAUCCCAGUGACCUCCCAUUGCUUCCUUGUGACGCCCAAACUGGGAAGUUGAAAUUUAAAUAUAUUUCAUCCCUUUGUCCUUAUUUCCACAGGCCUUUCUGCCCUCAGUUUUACUUCCUUGCUCUCCAACCAUCUUCACCAUUGCUGUAUUCAUAGGGGUGAAGAGAGAAGGAGCCGUCUAUUGUAUUAGAGGUCAAAAGCGAGGGAAGGCUCUGACCCCAAGUGGCAUAAUCCACGAGAAUGUGGGACUAUCCAUUUAAAAAAAACAAAACCCUUAUCUGUGUUAGGAAUCACUAAAUGACACUAAAUUAUUGUUGGUAUCCUUGCUCAAACACUAAUGAGGCCCAUCAUUUAGGCUUCGGAUAUUUAAUUUUGGCCUGAUCCGGUAGGAAGUUUCUUGGCACCAUCUCCAAUGAAGUGAGCGGGAACUUGUACAAGAGAAAUCCCUGCUGGAUUGGGACCUUAAUCGUUACCUCCCUUCACCUGUUCCCUUUUUUUUUUUU